AGAUGGAACAUGAAGACGAUUUAGAUAUCGCAACAACUUUAAGAAGUGAAAUAGCAGUUUUACAAUUUACGAGAGAUCGUCUACAAAAUGAGUUGGAAGAAAUGAAAAAUGCAAUGGCUCUACGAGACCAACGAUGCUUGGAAUUGAAGGUAGAGGCUGACCAAUUACGUGAACAAGCAGCCAGACAAAACUCUACCAUAAGCUCUCUAAGGAAACGCAUUUGUGAUUUAGAAGAAAGAGAAAGAAAUCUAAUUAUAUCUCAAACUCGACACGAGUCUACUAUUGAGGCUGCUCAAAAAGAUUUAAGAUACAAUGAAGAAAAAAAUCUAGAGCUUGAAUCAAAAAUAAGAAGACUCGAGUUUGAGGUAAAUUCAAAUGAACAAAAAAAGGAAACACUUAAAAUGCAAUUUCAAGAUUUCGUUAGAAGAUUAUCAAUAGCUCUAGGCGCCGAUUUUGCCGAUUAUGCUCAUGUUUCUCUCGAGCUUUUAAUACAAAAAGCGUCUGAAUUAAUUCAAGAAACAGCAAGACUAAAGAAUCAAGUUCUUAGCAUGAGAGAAACUAUUAAUUCUAUGGAAUUGGAUAUUAAAACAUCUAGGGAAAAUUUUGAACGUUGUUUGGCUGAGAAGGAGAGUUUUCAACGUCAAUGCUCUGCUCAAAAUUUUGAAAUCGAUAAAUUAAGGCAAGAAAAAGAAAGCGCUGAAAUAGAACAUCGGGUGAUGGAACGAGAAAUGAAUGAACUAAGAAAUAGAUUUGCAUUAUCCAGUAGAAAUUUAGAUAAUGCUUCUGAAAAUAUCGUUCAACAUGAAAAUUUGAUAUGUAAAAUGCGAGAUGAAAUCAAAGCUAAAGAUGAAAGAAUGCAACGUUUGUCUGCCGAUCACAAACAUUCUUUAGAAACUUUAGCAAUUCUUCUAAGUAAUCCUUCGCGCUACGUAGAUUCAUUGGAGGCAUCAAUAAAGGAAAGAAUUCAUGAAAUUCUCAAUGAAAACAACGAAAAAACAUCUGAACUGGAAAGGCUCAGAGAUAAACUUAAUUCAGAAAGCCAACAAUUAUCCAGACAAGCUUUAUUAUAUGAACAAGCAACAGCAAAAAUCAGAUGCUUAGAAGACGAAAAAAAUCGAUUCGAAGUAUUAUUGCGCAAAGCAGAUGCAGAUAUUAAUGCCUAUGAUCUUUCUCGAGAAGCAUUAUCGAGGGAUAAAUCUAUAAUGAUGAAUUUCUUGGAUCGUUUAGCAAAGGCUUUAAACUUAGAAGAAAUAUCAAAUGAUGUGGGUGUGGAUUUACAAACAGAAACUUUGCUUUUAAGGGCAGAACAAUUGGCAAGAUUGGAAAAUGAAAAACUAGCAGACAAGACUUCAAUGGUAUAUCAACUACAACGCCGAAUAAGAAACUUAAGGGAACAAGUUCAAAGAAAAGAUUUACAUCUCGAUCUUCUUCGAAGAAAAUUAUCUAUACAAGAGGACAAUAAUAGAGUUAAGUGUAUACUUCAAAAUGAAAGAGACGAAGCAAAUGAUCGAAUUAAAAAGUUAAUCAAACAAAGUGACCGACUUCAACUACAACUUUCUGAAGCUAAAAGUCAGAUAAGAAAUUUGAAUUCGCAGCUAGCUGAGGCAACAGAUUUUAAGAUAAUGUCUUUAGAAAGAGGAAGAAAAAUUGAAGACCUUCAGAAGCGACUGAUCGAAUCUGAGUCUCUACGGAAUAAAUAUAACCGCAAAAUAUCUCUUUUAAAAGAACACGUUCGCACUACUGGAGAAACAAUCGACACGGAAAGGAACAUAAAUGAACAAUCAUUACAAUUUCUUAGAGAUGAAUUAGCUAAAUUUAAACAAAAUUUGUCAGAUGUACAACGAAAAGAAGCUCAAUUACAAAACUUUAAACAUUCCAUAGCUAAAAUUCUUGGAGUAUCAAGCCUUAUACCGGAUUAUGAACUAAUAUCGAGACUCCAGAAACUAGUUGACGCCCAUCAUGAUUUUACGUUAGUUUCGAAAAGAUACGAUGAUCCUAUGUUAAGAUUAGCAUCAAGAAGCCCAACGGGAGGAAGUAGAUGUACAAGAACUCCUGACAGGUCAAGAUACGAUGACUCCGGAUAUAUAGACGGAGUUGAUUUAGAUGUUUAAUUUAUUUGUUAUAAAAUACGUUAGAAUGAAUGAAAAAAUAGUUUAAGUGCAUGAACGUAUUGUAUAGAUAUCUAUAUGUCGCCAUCAAAUGUUC
Psylliodes chrysocephalus is the source of this 2205-nucleotide messenger RNA. NCBI's taxonomy places the organism in Eukaryota, Metazoa, Arthropoda, Insecta, Coleoptera, Chrysomelidae. The record is from the annotation of a GenBank genome assembly.